This is a messenger RNA of Triticum aestivum (bread wheat), 1482 nucleotides long. RefSeq lists its product as uncharacterized. The coding region runs from base 328 to 1116 and encodes 262 amino acids. Lineage: Eukaryota; Viridiplantae; Streptophyta; Magnoliopsida; Poales; Poaceae. The transcript has 6 exons. The record is from RefSeq and is a predicted model, not a curated record.
UUCUAUAUAGAUCGGGCAAGUAACACACGUGGACCUAACCCUCGGCCGCUUGCUCCGCUGCCCUCUCGUCUCUCCCUCGCGAAUCUCUGGCGGCGCCGCACCGCAGGCGCUGGUGGAAGGACCGGCCAAAGGCGGCGGGUUGGACGGGGGCUAGGGGAACCAGGAGCACCCCAGCGGGCGCGGGGGCGGAAGGCGGCGAGCGGGGAGGCGGGGAACCACAGCGGUGGCGGAAGGAGGCGAUCGGGGACGUGGGGGCAGGCAGGAAACAGCAGUAGCGGCUGGUCGGGAAGAGCAGCGGUGAUCACAGAUCGUGAACGCGCAACUGCAAUGGCUCCGAUUUGUGGGAGCCAAGAGUUCUUGGAUGAUCUGACAAUCAAAGUCUCUCGCUCAGUUGUACUUGUUAUGUCAUUCGAAACCCGUGGGACUCACCGUCAAUUUAUGGAUAUGCCACCGAUGGAAGGAGAAGAGCGAGAUCGUUAUAUUCAACAAAACAUGCGAACUACCCAUUAUAAAUCAUGCACUGGUUUUAUCAUUGGAGCUAGUAAAAGAGUUAUCUUUAUAGCUGUCCAUCAUUCGCAAAUCAACACAGCUGCUUUUGAUACUUUCAGUGUUCGUUUCCAUGAUAAUAAUGAGAAGGCUGCUAAAAUCUUUAUCAAAAAAACAAAGUCAGUCACGAUAUUGUCAGUAGAACAGCCUGAUCACCCUUAUCAUCCAGUGCUCCGCAGUAGAAAGAGGAUUGGCAGGGACGAUGUCCUCAUUCUAUCAAAUGUGCACUUGGGUUGCUUGAAUUCGUACCAAAGUUCUGUUAUUAACCCAACAACUGAAGCUAUUGCCAAUCCUGCUGAUUCCGACAGCAUCGUGCCGAGAAGUGGGAAGUGGUUUACUUUUGGUUGUACAACCAAAAUUGAAGAGCUACUGGGAGCACCCGUAUUUGACUUCAGUGGUCUGUUUGUUGGUUCAGUAGACACCAAUCAUCCAAGAAUAUGGAGUGAUGAAGUUAAUUGUUUUUCUGAUCUGAUUUAUGCACGUCAUGCCCGGUAUUUUUUCAGGAAGACAAGGAGGAAAAUAGAGAAGAAAUUGAUGAAAGAGCGAAAAAAGAAGAAGAUGGGAGGUUAGAAGAAGCAAGAAGAGAGGUCAUGAGCAGGAUGCUGACUCCUAUGGUCUAAUUGCAAUUUUGUACAUGAAGUGUCAUGCCUUCUUCACCAACUCGCAGUGCCUACAAAGCUUCAAUUCAACUUUAUUUUGAAUGUCACAAUGCAUAGAUGCAGUCUUUACCAAGUUCACUGAACAUUGCUUUCAUGGGUGGACCGAUCAUAAGCAGCCUGCUAUGUUUGUCUCAUGUAUCUCAAAAGGAUAGUUUCAUCUCAGCCAAACUAUGGAUCAGUCUUCGUUGUGCUAAAUGAGGGUAUACAGCUCAGUUUUGCUCAUUUGGGUUCAGCAGUUAUCUCGUUUGACUGAUAAAUCUUGGUUUUACUAGGUUGA